This is a messenger RNA of Schistocerca nitens (vagrant locust), 4613 nucleotides long. Its product is annotated as period circadian protein-like. Gene Ontology annotation, biological process: circadian regulation of gene expression; entrainment of circadian clock by photoperiod; negative regulation of transcription by RNA polymerase II. Gene Ontology annotation, molecular function: DNA-binding transcription factor activity; transcription cis-regulatory region binding; transcription corepressor binding. The transcript has 24 exons. Gene Ontology annotation, cellular component: transcription regulator complex; cytoplasm; nucleus. Bases 533 to 4582 code for a protein of 1349 amino acids. The record is from RefSeq and is a predicted model, not a curated record. NCBI's taxonomy places the organism in Eukaryota, Metazoa, Arthropoda, Insecta, Orthoptera, Acrididae.
GGUAAAGCGAAGCAGCCGACGAGUAAACAGCACGCCCAGCUGCGCUCCCAAACGACAGACAUAUCGUGCGCACUCGCACCGUCAACCGCGCUCCAGGAGUGUGUGUCGCAGUUGUUACGCACAGUGCCGCGCCGUGACAGACAGAGCUUCGCAAACCAGGCGUCUACGCGUGCGCGAGUGGUGCCGUCCAAAUUACGUCGCGCGGCGCAGUUCCCGAGCGUGCAACGUGAUCUAGUCGGCCGUGCAACGUGACUGACUUGGCCAGUGAGUGGCUUCGCCCGCGUUAUUUUCCGUGCCACGUUCGCGCGACAAGGACACGAUCUCGCAACAGACUCGCCCGUGCUUCGUUGCUGCACCAAAUAAAACACACCAGUGAGUGUUUUCUGUGUGUUGACUGUCUCCUGCUGUGUUUCUUCCCAGAAUACGCCACAAGUGCCGGAGUUGCUCCACUUUUGUGACAGAUCACCCUCACCGGAUCGAAGGCCGUUUCGCCACCACCAUCGCACUCCACAAACGCUACCCCGCCCCCACCAUGAAGGAGGAGCGAGAGGCGCCGUCGACGGCUGCGCCAGCACCGGGCACCGCCUCCCCCGCCUCCGGGGCGACCACCGCGUCCCUAGCGAGCCGCUCCUGCAAGGCGCCGGACUCUGCCUGCUCCGUGGGCAACAGCCAGUCACAGCGCAGCGGCAGCUCCAAGUCGCGCAUCAGCAGCUCCAGCGGCAGCAGCGGCUACGGAGGCCAUCCGUCCACUCUCAGCAGCGGGAACGACGCGUUCCCGCCGCCGCGAUCCAAAGACAAGGACCACCGCAAGAAGAAGCUCAAGGCGGAGCAGGCGGCGCCGGAGGCUGCGGCGGCCACCUCCGCCCCCACUGCGGAGGCGGCGGCCGCGUCGCUCUCUCGCACCAAGACCGACGCCGCAUCCGCGGCGCAAGCGGCGGCGUCGCCGGCCGGCGCGGCGCCGCCCUCCGCCCCCGAGCUGGCGGAGGAGGCGGCGCCGGCCGCGGAGGCGGACGCCCAGGCGCCGGAGGCGGCGUCGGCUGCCGCCGGGGGCGCGGGGGGCGUCGCGGCGCCGGACGACGCGUCCGCCGCCUUCUCCCAGUCGCUGUCCUGCCCCUCCAGCUCCAACAGCAACGGAGCCGUGGAGGCGGAAGCGGAGGCGACGCCACAGGAGCAGAAGGAGUGUGGUGCGAGAAGUCGCUCUCUCCACCAGGACCAGGCGCAGCCGCAGCAGCCCGCCGCCGGCAAUAAGGACGAGUUCACGGUGGUGGUGUCGAUGCAGGAUGGCGCCGUCAUCUACACGUCUCCGUCCAUCACACAGGCGCUGUCUUUCCCACGUGACAUGUGGGUCGGCAAGUCCUUCAUCGACUACGUGCACCCUGACGACCGGCUGGCCCUCAUACAGAACAUCACUUCAGGCGUCGCACUGCCUCGCCCCAAGGGGGGCAGCAGUGAGUCGUCCGCCAAGGCCCCGUCGCAGGCACCGCUGUUCUGCCGGCUGCGGCGCUACCCGUCGCUGCGUGACGGCUUCGCCGUGGCGGAGCGCCGGCUGGUGCACCGGCCCUUCUCUCUGCAGCUCUCCUUCUACGAGCUGCCCGCCUCCGCCUCCGGGGGCGCGCCCGCCGCCCUGCCCCCCGGCGUGCUCCUCACCGUCACCGCCACUGCCGUCUGCUCGGCCUACACCCGGCCGGACGAGAAGCCGGUGGGCGGCAACAGGUUCUCGACACGCCACCAGGCGGACGGGAAGCUGACGCACGUGGAUGGUGAGGCGGUGUCGCUGCUAGGCUACCUGCCGCAGCAGCUGCUGGGGCGGCCCGUCUUCGACAUCUACCACCCGGCCGACCUGCGCGGCCUGCAGCGCGUCUACCGGCAGCUGGUGAGCAAAGAGUGCGAGUCGACGCUGCACGGGGAGCCGUACCGGCUCCGUGCCCACAAUGGCUGUUACGCGCGAGUCCAUACCGAGUGGUCCAGCUUUGUCAACCCCUGGACCAAGCGGCUGGAGUUUGUCGUCGGGCAGCACUGCGUCCUGCAGGGUCCGAGCUGGCCAGACGUGUUUGCGGAGGCUCAAGACGAGGAGAUGUUUGGUGAGGAGCUGCUGCAGGAGAGCAAGGCCGUCCAGAAGGAGAUCCUGCAGGUGCUGCAGGAGGAGGUGUGCCGCGGCGAGCCCGGCACGGACAGGCGCGACGUCUCCAAGCGCUGCAAGGACCUCGCCAGCUUCAUGGAGUCGCUCAUUGGCGAGAUUGGCAAGCCCGAGUUGCGUGUCGAUCCGGCCGCCGCCGCUGCCAACCGGAUGAGAGCCAGCUUCUCUGAACGCAGCUCUGUGACGUUGGGCGAGAUAUCGCCACACCGCGACUACUAUGACAGCAAGUCGUCGUCAGAGACGCCGCCCAGCUACAACCAGCUCAACUACGACGACAACAUCCAGAGGUUCUUCGAGAGCAAACCGAAGACGAUCCCGUCAGACGAUUCCGGUGAGCGGCUGAUGGCAUUGGAGCCGACCAGCCGCAGCACUGACGAAGACACCAAGGCUGCCGCCGCUACCAACGACAGCCGUGCCACCAGGAACUGCUUGUCGCCGGUGAAUGACACCGGCUCCGGAUCCAACUCUGGCAGUGGGUCGGGAUCUGCCGGCGUGUCUGCCAACAACGCCAGUGUCGACACCGCAGAGGCCGAGGGAGACUACAAACCGCCACAGCUCACUGAGGCGCUGCUUUCCAGGCACAACGAAGACAUGGAGAAGAGGAUGGUUCAGCGGCACCGCGAGCAGCGCAGCAAAGGCGGCGACGGGAAGUGCAAGAGGCUCCACCACUGCCAGCUGCCGGUGCUGGCAGACAAGGCACACGUGGAGAGCGCGGCCCCUCCUGCAGUGGCUGCCCAGGUGCCGGCGGGUGCGGCGGCCCACGGGACGAAGCGCAGCGGCAGCCACUCGUGGGACGGCGAGCCGCUCAAGGCCAGCAAGCACUCGCACGCGCCCUCGCCGCCGGCCGCCCCGCCGCCCCCGGCGCCCCUCCGAGACGAAGCGCCGCCGCCUGCCGCUGCGCCGGGCCCGCCCCCGGCGCGGUCGCCUGCCGCCGCCGAGGGUGCGGGGCUGAGCCUGUGGCCGCCGUUCUCUGUGGCGAUGACACCGCUGCAUUCGCCGCAGCCCUGCAAGACGCGAGGGAACUUCUGCACGGGCGGCUGCUCCCACGCGGCCCCGCAGAUCCUGCCACUGUACUACCUGCCGGCUCCGACGCCUGCCUCCGCCGGCGCCACUCCUGUGGGGAGCGGCGCCCGCCCCCACCGGCAGCCACACGCCCCCGCCGCCUUCCUGCAGCAGCAAGGAGGCCCGCUGCCGUACGUGGCGGCCGGAGUGCUCUACCAGGCGGCCCCGCUGCUGUACCCGCUGGCCCCGCCGCCCCCGCCGUCCCCGUCACACCUGCUGGCGCUGCACCAGCCGCUGCUGCACCACCACCAGCAGCACCACCAGCACCCGUCCACCUACCAGUUGUCAGUGGCACCGUUAAAAUGGUGUCUGCAACAGUGCCUAACUUUCAAUACUGUUCAUUUUCAAUUUUCGAAAACUGUGGGUACACAAAAUCGUAUUACGGCAGUGCGGGAAUUACGAGAACGUCACAGGGGCCGGCUGCGCCUCCCGUUUUGCCGCACACGCACGCUCUUGCUCUCGCCCUCACUCGAAUUGCCGCGUUUUGCUGUGCCACCACCACCGCAGCCGCUGACUGUCUCUUCUGCCGAGAAGCUGAUGGGAGCAGCCAGGAGCGGUGUGUCGGCGCCGGUGCCGCUGCCGGAGUCGGCCUGCCAGCAGAGCUCCGUCGGGCAGCAGCACCAAAACCAGCACCGACAGCACCACCAGUCGUACCAACACCAGCCACUGCCGCGGCCCGCCUCCUGCGCCACUUCCGUCAAAGUGGAGCCCGGCUCCAGUGCAGCCUCUGUCGCAGCUUCCGUGCUGAACAGGGGCGCGUCAGACGGCUCACAGAAAUACUGCCGCACAUCGGGCGAGGAGGAGACGGAAGCGGAGGACAGCGGCUCGGGGUCCGGGCUGCGGGGGCAGGGGCAGUCGAGUUCCUCCUACACCUACUCUUUCCUGCGCUCCGACGGCGACAGCUGUCGCGAUGCGGACGGGGCCGCCACAGGGGCGGAGGACAUGCUUUGGGAGAGAAUGGAUAAUGGCUCGUCUGAGGGAACAUCGAAGCGGAGACCCAUCCUGAAGGAUCCACCGUGGCUGGAGAACGUGGAGGUGACCCCGGACCUGAUGUUCAGGUACCAGGUGUCUGAACGCGAGUUGAACGCUGUGCUGAAGGAUGACCUGCAGAAGUUGCGGGCCAUCUCACAGCCGAUGCUGGUGAAUGAGCAGCUGGGCCAGCUGUACCUGGACAUGGCGCGCGCCGGCGGCAAGGAGCUGGGCUUCGAGGAGGGUGAGCUCACUUCCAGCAGCUCGGGGUCUGGCAACGACAGUGCCGGCGCGGAAGCCGGUGCCACGCUCCACAGGACUCGCAAGAAGCGGCGCAGUUUGGAGUACAGCAAGCUGGUGAUGAUCUUCGAGGAGAAUGCGCCGAUGCCGUCACCCGUAUCGCAGCCGGCGUAGUGGACGCCUCCCAGCCGUAGCCCCAGGGGGC